This is a messenger RNA of Peromyscus eremicus (cactus mouse), 1578 nucleotides long. RefSeq names its product rogdi atypical leucine zipper (gene Rogdi). The record is from RefSeq and is a predicted model, not a curated record. NCBI's taxonomy places the organism in Eukaryota, Metazoa, Chordata, Mammalia, Rodentia, Cricetidae. Gene Ontology annotation, cellular component: RAVE complex. The coding region runs from base 240 to 1103 and encodes 287 amino acids. The transcript is spliced from 11 exons.
GCCGUAGCGCCCCGCCCCUGCUGAAGAACGAGGGUUGAGGAGGGCGGAUGGGCGGUGAAGCGUAGCCCGCCCGCCUCCUGGUGAGCUGGGAGCAGGAGCUGGUUGUGUGAGGCGUAACCGGCUUGGGGGCGGAGCUUGUGCUCGAUCUGCCAAUCAGUCGUGGGGGAGGAGGAGAAGGGGCGGGCACGGCGCACCAAGCUCCAGACUACAGACCUCAGAGACGGCGCGCGGCCGCGACGAUGGCGACCGCGAUGGCUGCGAGCGCUGCGGAGCGGGCAGUGCUGGAGGAGGAGUUCCGCUGGUUGCUGAACGCUGAGGUGCACGCCGUGCUAAGACAGCUGCAGGACAUCCUCAAGGAGGCCUCUCUCCGCUUCACUCUCCCAGGCCCCAGCACAGAGGGAGCUACCAAGCAGGAGAACUUCAUCCUGGGCAGCUGUGGCACAGACCAGGUGAAGGGCGUGCUGACUCUGCAGGGGGAUGCCCUCAGCCAGGCGGAUGUGAACUUGAAGAUGCCUCGGAACAACCAGCUGUUACACUUUGCCUUCCGGGAGGACAAGCAGUGGAAGCUGCAGCAGAUCCAGGAUGCCAGGAACCACGUGAGCCAAGCUAUUUACCUCCUGGCAAACCGGGAUGAGAGCUACCAGUUCAAGACAGGAGCCGAGGUCCUCAAGCUCAUGGAUGCUGUGAUGUUGCAACUGACCAGAGCCAGAAACCGGCUCACUACCCCAGCCACCCUCACGCUGCCCGAGAUUGCUGCCAGCGGCCUCACGCGGAUGUUUGCGCCUACUCUACCCUCUGACCUGCUGGUCAACGUCUACAUCAACCUCAACAAGCUGUGCCUCACCGUGUACCAGCUGCACGCCCUGCAGCCCACCUCCACCAAGAACUUCCGCCCCUCCGGAGGUGCCGUGCUCCACAGCCCCGGGGCCAUGUUUGAGUGGGGCUCACAGCGCCUGGAGGUGAGCCACGUCCACAAGGUAGAGUGCGUGGUCCCCUGGCUCAACGACGCCCUGGUGUACUUCACUGUCUCCCUGCAGCUCUGCCAGCAGCUCAAGGAUAAGAUCUCUGUGUUUUCCAGCUACUGGAGCUCCCGGCCCUUCUGAGCAAGCACCUGCCAGAAUCCCCCCCGGAGGGUAGCCCCGCCUUGUAGUCCUUCUCCCCAACACAUAACCCCUGCAGUGCCGUCACUGCAGGCACCCCCAAGUUAUUGCUCUCCCUCCUCACCACCCUGUGACACAUUUGCACUGCUGGAAUCGAAUAUUAGAGGCCCCUGGAGAAAGGGGUGCCAGCUUGGUUGUUAGGAUGGGGAAGGGCAAUCAAGUAGGUGGGCUGAGGUGUGGCCAUGCUCCUAACCCUGCCUUCCUGAGUUCUCUGGGAACCUUUGGACUCAGGGUGGGACCAGGCCCAGGGCUGUCCUGUCUCCCACUCUCUCAGCUCCCAUUAGUGAGGGAUGGGAGUUGCAGGAAGGAAGAGGGCCCGGGCAGGGGAAGUAGCCCUGUGAAUAAGCUGCAGUGCUGGGAUGGUUUCUUCUGUGACCUCAACCCACCUCUAACAAAUAAAGAUCAGAUUUGGACUGGA